Molecule: messenger RNA, 597 nt
Organism: Zygosaccharomyces rouxii
Lineage: Eukaryota; Fungi; Ascomycota; Saccharomycetes; Saccharomycetales; Saccharomycetaceae
Gene: FAP7
Product: nucleoside-triphosphatase
Exons: 1
Coding region: 1-597 (198 amino acids)
Cellular component (GO): nucleus; cytoplasm
Molecular function (GO): ATP binding; AMP kinase activity; ATP hydrolysis activity
Source: RefSeq, a predicted model, not a curated record
AUGGAGUCAAGAAGGUAUCAUCCAAACGUAUUAAUCACAGGAACACCAGGAAGUGGUAAAUCUACUACAAGCGAGCUCCUACAGAGACGGUUAUCAGAUUUCCAGUACUACAAUAUCUCAGACUUUGCACAAGAGAACGAUUGCUUCGAUGGGUACGAUGAAGGUAGAAAGUCACACAUUGUCGAUGAGGAUAAACUAUUAGAUCUCCUGGAACCGCUGCUGAGGAAAGGUGGUAACAUCAUCGACUGGCACGUUAAUGACGUCUUCCCCGAGAGACUGAUAGAUCUAGUGGUGGUACUGAGAUGUGAAAACUCCAUCUUAUUCAAGAGAUUAAAAAAGAGAGGUUACCACCAAACCAAGAUUGACGAAAACAUAGAUGCCGAAAUUAUGGGCGUUGUCAUGCAAGACGCACUGGACUCUUACGAGAAAGAGAUUGUCGUAGAACUUACGAGUGAUAGCACAGAGCAGAUGGAGAAUAACGUAGAUAGAAUUGUUUCCUGGGUCGAAUUGUGGCAGGAUCAACACCAUUCCGGAGUAACAAAUGAACUGCAUGAACAAGAAAGCGACAGCGAAAGCGAAAGCGAAAGCGAUGAAUAA